Molecule: messenger RNA, 1302 nt
Organism: Electrophorus electricus (electric eel)
Lineage: Eukaryota; Metazoa; Chordata; Actinopteri; Gymnotiformes; Gymnotidae
Gene: cadm1b
Product: cell adhesion molecule 1b
Biological process (GO): homophilic cell-cell adhesion; detection of stimulus; cell recognition
Cellular component (GO): synapse; neuron projection; plasma membrane
Molecular function (GO): signaling receptor binding
Source: RefSeq, a predicted model, not a curated record
UGAAGCAGGUGUUAAACAUGGCGAUCUCGGCGAGCGGAUCUCUCUCCGUUUCACUCGUUAUUUGCCUGAUUCUAGGGACGUUUCUACAUAAAGGAGCUCCCCAGACCAUAACAGCGGAGGGUCAGAACCUGGUGACGGGAAACGUGUCCGUGGUCGAGGGAGAGACGGCCACCAUCAGCUGUCGCGUGAAGAACAACGACGACUCUGUCAUCCAGCUCCUCAACCCCAACAGACAGACCAUCUUCUUCAGAGACGUCAGGCCCCUGAAGGACAGCCGCUUUCAGCUGGUUAACUUCUCCGACAACGAGCUGCGGGUCUCACUGUCCAACGUGACGCUGGUGGAUGAGGGCCGGUACGUGUGCCAGCUCUACACGGACCCCCCACAGGAGGCCUACGCAGACAUCACUGUCCUGGUUCCGCCCAGCAACCCGAUCAUGGAGACGCGCGAAGAGGUGGUGAGCGAGGGCAACGAGACGGAGAUAACAUGCACCGCCAUGGGCAGCAAACCCGCCUCCAGCAUCACGUGGAUGAAGGGGGACGCGGUCUUGCAAGGUGAGGAGGCGGUGGAGGAGACAUAUGACAGGAUGUUCACCGUUACCAGCCGGCUCCGGCUUACCGUCUCCAAGGAGGACGAUGGAGUGCCCGUCAUCUGCAUCAUUGACCAUCCAGCCGUGAAGGACGUCCAAGCCCAGAAAUACCUGGAAGUGCAGUAUAAACCGGAAGUGAAGAUUGUAGUAGAGUUUCCCGAUGGCCUGACAAGAGAAGGGGAAAACCUUGAACUGACCUGCAAAGCCAAGGGCAAACCACAACCUCAUCAGAUUAACUGGUUCAAAGUGGAUGACGAUGUUCCCUCCCACGCUGUCAUUACGGGCUCUGAUCUCUUAAUUGAGAACCUUAACAAGUCCUACAAUGGGACGUAUCGCUGUGUGGCAUCCAACCUGGUGGGGGAAGCGUAUGAUGACUACAUCCUCUAUGUGUACGAAGUUCUCACCACAUCCCCCUCUCCCACUCCUCCCACCAUCGAGCCUGACGCUGCCCAAGAUUCAAGAGCAGAGGGUGGGCCGAGGAAUAUCGAUCAUGCCGUCGUGGGCGGGGUCGUUGCCGUGGUCGUGUUUGCUGCACUAUGUUUGCUUAUUGUCCUGGGCCGGUACUUCGCCAGACACAAAGGUACCUACUUCACUCACGAGGCCAAGGGGGCGGAAGACGCGGCGGAUGCCGACACAGCGAUCAUCAACGCUGAGGGCGGCCACGGCCACGUGGAUGACAAGAAGGAAUACUAUAUCUGACUCUGACCGAAGCCGU